AUGCAACAGUUUAGGUUGUUGCAAAGAUGUCCAAGGUGGCCUACUGACAAUUUGGAUAAAUCUGUGCAUUGUGUAAAGUUGACAGGAAAGUCCACUGUCAAUUGGAGAACGCAGCAUGAACAAUACUACCAACGUUGGAACAUGCGAGCUGAACUUCUAGUUGGGGAUGACCAUUUUGAUUCAAGUGUGGACUACACAACAUGGUACCAGCAAAAUGGUCACCUAUUCACGACACCAGAGGCGGCUGCCCAUAUGUACCAGAUUAAUGUCACUAAUCGAGAAGGGUUAUGUGUCAUAUCUGAUCGUCAUCCUGGUAUAAUGGCAGCGAUACGAACUAUAUGUCAAUUGACACGUUGGUAUCAUCGUUUUUGCCUUCGCCAUGUGGCUAGCAAUUUCAAUCAACAAAUUGGGAAUAAAAACUUGAAGGCUAUGGUAAUGUGGGCAGACAUGGAGAAUCAAUUACGAAAGUAUCAAAUCACCAGGGAUAGAAUUACUCAAUUAAGUGCAGAUGGUGAGAAUUAUUUAAGGGAAAUACCAGUGGAAAAGUGGACGUUAGCAUACGAUGGUGGACAUCGUUAUGGGGCAAUGACCACAAACUUGUCUGAAAACUUCAACGAAAUUCUAAAGAGUGCUAGAAAUCUGCCCAUAACUGCAUUAGUUGAACUUACAUACUAUCGUUGUGUCGCCUACUUUGCCGAUCGGUAUACUAAGGCAUGUGCAGAGGUUACUGCCGGUGAACGCAUUACGGCUUAUGCAAAGAAUAAAUUCAAUAAAUGGGAAAAAAAAGCACUAAAGCAUUCAGUUACUGUGUUCAGUCAUGAAAAUGGUCUGUUUGAAGUCAGAACACCAAUAAACCCUAACUUUGCAUAUAGGGGUAAUCAUCGUCAUGAGGUAAAUUUGAGGCAGAACACUUGUAGUUGUAAAAAAUGGCAGGUUUAUAAGAUUCCGUGCUCACAUGUCAUUGUCGUAUGUAAAUAUCAAGGCAUCUCUGCAAUGCAAUAUAUCGACCGUUGCUACCAUUUGGAAGAACAAGUUGCUUGUUAUGCACUUAGAUUUCGCACGGUUCCAGACAGUGUACAUUGGAAUGAGCCUAAUUUCCCGGUCUUGUAUCCUAAUGUCAAGCUGCGCCGUGAAAAAGGUCGACCAAGAACAACUCGGCUUCGAAAUGAAAUGGACGAAGGGGCAGAGCAUCAACCAAGGCCAUUGUGCAGUCUCUGUAGGCAAAAAGGCCAUAAUAGAAGAACAUGCCCCACUCAAACUGUGGCUGGCUCCACUAGUGGCUAA
Molecule: messenger RNA, 1284 nt
Organism: Quercus lobata
Lineage: Eukaryota; Viridiplantae; Streptophyta; Magnoliopsida; Fagales; Fagaceae
Exons: 2
Coding region: 1-1284 (427 amino acids)
Molecular function (GO): zinc ion binding
Source: RefSeq, a predicted model, not a curated record